AUGUGGAAAAUGAAAUGGGUAGGAAUAGUAUACCUCAUCAUUCAACUCUAUAUAUCAAAAGCUUUCGAUGAAAUUGAAGAAAGAUCUGUUCAUGGCCCAGAAGAAAAUUCGUGUGUGGAAGUAAGAGCUGUAUUCAUCAACUGUGAACCUGAGGAAAGCGUAGCUUCCGACGCUGAAUCAGUGCGUUUCGAACGAGAAGAACUAUUCAAGCAUAGUGUGCUGCGCGACUGCAACAAGAAAUUAGCUGUGACUGUCAAAAUAACAAGCGAACCUACUACGAGUUCAGGUGAUGAAUACUUACCCAUUGAACACGUAUUUGAGGGAACAAGCAAGAAGCGGAUACGUCUCCUAGACCCGUAUAUACUGCGACUUCGGAGAGAACUACCACUCCAGGCUUAUAAGCUACGCCGGGUCGAUACUAUAAGCGGUGUUUUGUUAGACACUGAUGAUGAACCUAUUAGCGGGAAAAACUUUAAACAUUCAAAAAAUCGUAUUGAGCGGGAUGUAAGUCAUUUAAGGAAAGAAAAAUGGACGGUAAAUCAUAAAGUUUAUCUGCAAACCUACCCUGCUACUCCACUCGCUUUAAGUGUUCAACCGCUGGAAUCUGCCACACUCUCUGUGACGUCUGCUGCUUAUCAAGCCAGGAGUUGUGUUGAUAAUUAUAAGUAUGCCAAUGUUGUAAACACGACGUUGGUCAAACGCAGCAAGCGCAGUGAACAUAACAUUGUGGUUGAAGAAGUCAGUGACGAUAAACAAUGGGAUUCGAAAAAUGGGUUCUAUCACAUAUCGGAACCGGACAGAGGAAGAGAGAUGCAGGGAAUCGAUGAUGAUAUUGUUGAAAGAACAGCAAACAUUAUGCAUGAAAAAGAAACACCAGAAAUGUUCGUCACUAAGUCAUUAAGUAAUGAAAUUUCUAAAGCUGAUGAGAGAAGUCAUCUGAAAAAAGUAAUUCGUUCAAAAAUUUCAAAUUUCAAAGAAAACGAAUUAAAAUCGGGAAGAAAUAAAUAUUCCGAAAAACACAAAACAAGCCCUUUAUCUCCUAGAACUAAAGAAACUAAAGCUCCUGUAACAAAGAAGCGAUUUGAAGAUAAAUAUGAGGAAAAUCUAGAAUCGAAAGAAAAGGAUGGAGAAUCUGAGAGAGACUAUGCUGUUUACGAGAUCGGCCAUCCAGAGCUGUGGUACACAGUGCACGUGCAGCUGUUUGAAAAAUUAAGUACGCCUGACGGAAAAACUGUAUGGAAUGACUUGACCAAAGGCGAGCUAGCAAGUGUAAGUUCCACGUCUCCUGAAUGGACUGGGCAGGAUCUAAACGUCCGUUAUCGUCCUGCUGAGUGGAUACCCAGAGACGAGUUUUCUUUGCCAUCCAGCAGCCUAUGCCUUCUAGCACCUAUUCGUUCAGGAGAAGCCUCUGCUUAUAACGAUAACGGCACUAAGCUGAAUGGUGACUCUGACGACGAAGGCUACAUCGUUCUCCCUGAAGAAGACGUAGUAGGGUUGAAAGAUGAUGAUGGAAACAUUAACCGACACAAUGACAACAACUCCGAUUCUGAAUACAUUUCGAGGUCUGAGGAGCAAAGGGAACGGGGUCGCCGAAGAGUGGUCGUGCGCACAUCUAGAGCGUUACUCACUGGAAAGGAGGAAAAAGUCAACAUUGCAUGCCAGGGUGCUAACAAAUACCUAACAAUACCACAUCGACGGCCACAUCAUGCUCAGAUUGAUUUAGAGGCACGAGCUGAUGAGAAUGAACUCGUUCGUGUCGGUGCAUCGGGGCGAAUUGCAAUUGCUGUUGCGGAUAGCUCUCGUAAAACACGGACGGUUAUUACGCUUCAAGUCGGAAACACGGGAUUAGCUGCUGCCCGGUUCAGGGUCAUCACGCGAGACUGUGGACCAGCUUUGUCUGAUCUGAUAAACGAAAAAAAUAAAGUGACAAUGGCGGGGCCGGUGCUGAUCCCUCCGCGACAUACACGGACUCUGAGGUUGGAGUUGCCUAUUGAGAUUCCUGUGGAUGUCGCUCAAUGUUCAGUAUCAUUGGUGAACGAUGAGGAAAAAUCCGUAGCAGUAAGAGAAGUGUCUGUGAAAAAGGGAGAUCGAUGUUUUUGCGUGUGGCACUGUGACUGUGUCUGUCUCACUGAUGAUCCCAGGUUACUGUGCCGUGAAAUGGCAGAAGCUCGUCAAUCAGCUGCUGGCCUCUCCAAUCGUGAUAGAACUCGACAUGCUCGGUCAGCUUGUUACAAAGACGUGGUCACGCUCAACAUAUUUAUCAUCUUUACAGGCGUUAUUGUGGCGCUUUUGUUGCUAGGUUGCAUAAAGGCGAUUUUGGGUCUAAUCUUCAGUUGUAUUGGAAUGUGGGGCUUAGACCAGAUGGUGCAGCUGCCGCGAAAAAUCGAUCGUUAUUAUGAAGGAAAUCUUCGGUGUCGGCCAGUUGAAUACGACUGCGAAGGAUACCCUAUCCACCCUGACUCCAGAGAGAGGACCGUUCGUAUGAUAAGCAGAUCCGUGGAAUUUAUCCUCAACGUGAUAUUCUUUGUCAGCGUCCCUUGCAUUAUCAUAUGUGAUGCGAUCAAGGAAAUGAUUUCACGUUGCAGAAACCAGUGCACACAAAACCCUUGUUGUACGUCGACCUCCAAGAACGACACUAAAAAGUGUUUUAGCAGCCAGGACAUGCAGGGGAUGGCGGCGCUGCGGUGGCGGCGACGUCGCGGUGGCCUACGUAGGUGGAUGACACCUGAGGCACAAGAACUCUCCAAAGAGCUUUGGAAGCAAGGCCUCACACCGAUCAAAUGUGAAUUUAUGCGACCCCUUUUGCGCGAUGGUCGACACAUCGACUCCGCUACGCAACGAGAACAGCACGACGACUCGUGCGUGGAUUCUGAGCAAGACGACACCGAUUAUGUUCUCACGCAGAUGCAAAAAAGUAGAGAGUCACUAUCGAUAUUGAAGCAAAAGUCAAAACCGUGA
This is a messenger RNA of Spodoptera littoralis (African cotton leafworm), 2958 nucleotides long. The record is from the annotation of a GenBank genome assembly. Lineage: Eukaryota; Metazoa; Arthropoda; Insecta; Lepidoptera; Noctuidae.